GCCCUAGGGCUUUCUCUGCGUUUUCAAGUAGAAAUUCAACUUUCACAAAUGUUGCAGUCCUUCAACAACGCAGUACACACUACAACACACUUAUGCUAUGAGCGUCCUUAUCUACGGAAUAAAAUAUUGUUUCCAUGACCAAAUGAAGACGAAGAUGUCAUAAACCAUUUUCCAUACUAUCCGCAGACCUCUGGCAUGAUUGGACACAUUAUUCUAGUCUGUAUAAGCGAGUGGUUACUAUGGUCAAGGUGAUCAAUCUGGCGCGGACGUAUUAUGACGACGGAUUUAUUGCCGCAGUAUUAUGUGUAUUGUUGUCGGUUGUCAUCGUCCUCGGUGUGCGCGCCGAUGACGGGGACCAUGAGGUGGAUGCGUCCGGAUGUUUGAAACCCAAUUCGGAUCGCUGCCGACUGGAUUGUACGGCAGAUUCCUAUGAUUUCAUCUGCGUGGACGAUGCCGCCGGCAACUGGUCCGUCCUGCGCUCUGAUCUGGACGCGAUCGGCGGCCUCAAGCACCAAGUUAAUGUCUACUUCUGGAAUCUCCAGGCCACCAGUUUUCAGGUGGAAUCGGAUAUCUUCGGCCAGGCCGAACCACUACUGGCCCGUCUCAGCCUGAUGAACCUGCCGGGUCUGACGAAAUUCCCCAUGCUCCGCGAAGCCACCAACCUGGUGGCCAUCACCAUCCUGCAAGCGGACAACCUCCUGGAUUUCUCCACGGAACUGCUGCCGCGGUCCAUCCGCAACAUCUCCCUUUUUCAAACCGGCAUAACGCGGCUGGAGAACGACUUCAUCGAAGUACCCAGUCUGCCCAAUGUCCAGCAGUUCGUCAUCAGCAACGGCAACAUCUCCUUCAUCGAGUCCAACUUCUUCAAAGUCUUCAGUCAAGUAUCAGAAAUCGUCCUGGACCGCAAUGCCUUCAACUUGACGGACAAGGCCAUUGCCGAUGGCAUGUUCACCACGCUGAACUCGCUGCAGAAAUUCGCCCUGCGUAAUAAUAACUUCACCAUUAUGAAACCGGAGGACCGGGUGCUGUUCUUCCAGAUGACGAUGCGCUCGUUAAACGUCAGUAAGGAUACCGUGGUGGAUUUGAGUAAUAAUCGGCUGGAGGUGGAGCAGGAGACGCUGGACUGUAUUCGGGCGUUGAAGGAUGUCAAGGAGUUGAGUCUGCGCGGGAAUCCCUUCCGCAAUUCCAUGUCCAUUACGAAUUUGUUUCUGGAUUUUAAGAAUCUGCGUUCGCUGGAUCUCAGCGACACGAACCUGCCAAUCUCCAACGGGACGUUCGCCAGUUUGUAUCUGCUGGAUGAACUUCGCUUGGGCUAUAAUGGAUUCGGUGACAUGACCGCCGUGGAUAUGUUCAAAGGGUCCAAAUCAACAAUGUUGCGCGUCCUGGACUUAUCGUACAACUCCUUGACAGCGCUACCCGAUGGAGAUAUUCAAUCUGUUGGAAGUUACCUGGAAGAGCUGGAUUUAAUGGGCAACAACCUUCUUCCCUUUGAAUUCCCACAAUACGCCGAUCUGGUUAACGAAACCGACCCGGUGCCGACCUUUGCCAGUUUCCUGGAGAUCCGCUUCCUCGAUUUGAGCUGGAACAACUGGACCGCCAUGGACGGUCGUUUGUUGACGCCGCUGCGCAACCUACAGACCGUGGACCUCAGUUGUAACUGGUUCCAGCACAUAACCCGCGAUUUCUUCUCCAAUAUGCCCCGCAGUUUGAAGACCAUCAACAUGACCUUUUGUCUGAGUACCUUUAGUCCGCCGCCGCAGAUCGACCCUGAUGCGUUCAGUACCUUACCUCCCAUUCAGACGUUUAUCCUCGCCCGCGGCAGUCUCCGUAACUGGAUUUUUGACCGACUAAUGCAGCUAUCCAACGAGACCAUGCAGGCACUGCAACAUGUCCUGUUGCAGGACAACAACAUCCGCUUCCUUGACGGGGACAAGUUCGCCGCGUUCGCCAACUGGAAGACGUUGAAUCUCCGCGGGAAUACACUGCAGUCGCUGGGCGCGUCCAGUCUGAAGAAACUCACAUCUUUAAGAACGCUGAUUCUCUCGCAAAACCAGUUGAUCAGCAUCGAUGUCAACGAUAUGGUGGGAUUGGACAAUCUCGAGCAGUUGGAUCUGCACGGCAAUAAAAUCUCGAAUAUCGACAGCGGAUCCUUCGAUAUGCUGCCCAGACUGCGCAGCCUGUAUCUGGGCCAGAAUAAUCUCUCCAAUCUGGAUACACUGUUUGUUACCGGUGGCGAUCAAUUAUUGCAUUUCGGCUUCCAGCGCAAUGCCAUUGGCUGUAUCCGCCGUCAAGAUUUGCAGCCUUUGAAGAAGCUACGCUGGAUUUACAUGGGCGAUCCGACGACUCCAGUGUUUGUGGAUCGUAACGACGACAGCGAAACCGGAUCGUUGCAGAGUAAGAUCUACAAGGAGCCCUUCGCAUCCGGCGAUGAUCUGGAUUGUGAUCCUAACUACGAUUCCCCGCUGUUGAAGUCCGGGGCGGGUAUCGAUCCGGAUACACUGUUUCAGACGGAUUUUAUCCGGUUAUCGCGCAAGAACCCAUGGGAUUUGACGCCGAGGAAUUUCAUCUCCCAUGUGGCCAAGUGCUACAUCUCGCAGUUGGAUCGGAAUCUGACGAAUAUCACGGAGAAUUUCUUCUGCGCGAUGAGUGACUCGAAGACGGCGGGAAGUGGUGGUUUAGCUGCCAGCAGUGGGGUGGUACUUGGAACGGUAUUGAUGUGGCUCAUUUUUGAGAAGUUGUCUUACGGUAGGAGGUUGGUGUGACCUUUUAGCAGAAGCAUGUUUUACCGGUGAUUGUAAUUUGAUUUUACUACAUUUUAUUGAUACGAUGCUCAGUCAGUCUGGGAACUGUGUUGAGUUGAUUGAUGUGAUGACAUUAUCGUUGUCCUCUCUGUUACAUUAUUGCCGGAAAAGAAUUAUUGUCAUGCCGUGUGUUGCGGGCAAUGGCGUCGCAGUUAAUUCCUGACUGUACGUUGUACGUAAAUGCUGUUCUCGAGUAUCGCUACCCUGUUAAUCGCAUAAAAACAGUUGAUAUGUA
Molecule: messenger RNA, 3036 nt
Organism: Paramacrobiotus metropolitanus
Lineage: Eukaryota; Metazoa; Tardigrada; Eutardigrada; Parachela; Macrobiotidae
Product: transforming growth factor beta activator LRRC33-like
Exons: 3
Coding region: 240-2762 (840 amino acids)
Molecular function (GO): protein binding
Source: RefSeq, a predicted model, not a curated record